GGCCUCUUGAUGCAAACCACGACUUGGGAAUGCUUUCGCCCCAAAAUUUCCAUCAACUUCUUGCUGAAGGAUCCUUUCGGCUAUACAAAGAUUUGUUGCGUGGAGAUAGCGGAGUCAGUUUGCUGCCCCCGCGGGGUGCCUUAUGCGGUGACCCACGACGGACGUACCAUCCGCUACCCGGACCCUGACGUGAAGGCAGAACCCACCCACCGGGGUGGUGAAGAUAGGUGCACGUCGCUGCGGCGGCAGUGGCGACGUGAGGUCUCUGGCGUUGAAUGUGAAGGUUCCUGCAGUUUGGUGUCGGUUCCUGGAGCGAAGAUGGAUAGGUUGGACCUAGAGACAGGUAAGAUCCUGGACCACGUGAAGUUCGAGCCCGGCAACGUGGUCAUGAUCAGUGGCGGAAACAACAUUGGUCGUGUGGGAGUGAUCACCCACGAAGAGAAGCACCCGGGCUCCUUUGAGAUGGUGCACGUGAAGGACGCCGUGGGACACAGCUUCAACACCCGGCUGGAGAACGUCUUCGUCAUUGGCCAAGGCAACAAGCCUUGGAUCUCCCUGCCCAAGGCCCAUCGAGCCGGGAAAGAAGGAGGUCUCCAUUCGACUGGUCGACUGGGUGAGCUACGGCUGGAUUUGAGGUGCCAACAGAGGUUGAAGGACCCUAUAGACAUCUAUCUACAUCGAUCUACAGACUAUCAUGACUAUCCCAUAGGUACCCCAGUAGGGUCCUAUCAGAGAACUUAA
Durusdinium trenchii is the source of this 741-nucleotide messenger RNA. Lineage: Eukaryota; Dinophyceae; Suessiales; Symbiodiniaceae. The record is from the annotation of a GenBank genome assembly.